AAAAAAAAACAAAGCUCCGAGCACGGCUGGGCGGAGCCGCUGCUAGAGGCGGGGCUAUACGUGUGGAAUUAAAGCAUAGCAGCGAUGACAUAAUUUCCCGUUAAAGCCACACCUGUUUCCGCUGGCUUUCAGUUUCGGUUCCUGAAACAGGCGGAGAGUCCGCGGAAAUCCGCCCUGUGGCCCCCGGCACCCUGCUGCCCUGCCUGGCCUUCCCCCGCUUCUGGCUCCCCAGUGACAGCGGGAACAUGUACUACGAGUCGGAAGAGCACUGGGUCUGGGAGUAUGACUCCACCUGGGAGGAUGAAUAUGACCCUAAAUCUGAUCUAAGGAAACCAUCCAAGCGGGGGACAUCUCGGAGUGCCAGGGCAGCCAGGGACAUGCAGAACUACCGGCGAGGUUAUCCAGACACAGAGGAUCAGGACUAUGAUGAGAUGAAUUUAAAAUUCUACAAGAAUGAGAUCUGCUUUGAGCCAAAUGGAGUGCGCAUAGAAGACAUACUUGAACACUGGAAGAAAGAAUAUGACCAACUGGAAGAAAAUCAUUCUUAUAUCCAGUGGCUGUUCCCCCUGCGGGAAAUGGGGAUGAAUUGGUAUGCAAAACCUCUGACCCAGCAGGAAAUUGAGGUUCUAAAAACAGAUGAAGACGUCAAAAGGAGGUUUUGUGAGGCCUACAAACUUAUGUUGGAUUUUUAUGGCAUCAAAUUAAUGGAUGAGAAGACUGGUGAAGUUGCCCGAGCCCAGAACUACAAGGAAAGAUUCAGUAAUCUCAAUCGUCACGGGCACAAUAACCUGCGGAUAACGAGGAUACUAAAGUGUUUGGGGGAACUUGGCUAUGAGAGCUUUCAAUUUCACCUCGUCCGGUUCUUCCUGGAGGAAACACUGGUGAAAAAGGAGUUGCCCAAUGUCAGACGCAGCGCCUUGGACUAUUUCAUGUUUACUUUGCGGAACAGAGAGCAGCGAAAGGAGCUGGUGCUGUUUGCCUGGGAACAAUUAAAAGAUAAAGGGAAGUUUAUAUGGGGGCCUUCUUGGUACCUAAAAAAUAGAGAAUUGAGCACAGACAGUUGCAUUAAAAGAGGUAAAGUGCAGUUAGACAAUAAUGAGAAAAACAUAUGUGUAGGAAUGGAUGAAGGGAACUCAGGAGUAGAUGUAAGUAAAAAAAAGCCAGAGGCCCAGCAAUCAUCUAUUGAGCCUGGACAUACUGAGGAGAAAAAGGAAAAGAGUACAGAUGAAAGCUUUUCAGACAAAAACACACAGAAGGAGCUGCCACAUAAUCCUGAGACUAAUGAAUAUAACUCAGGGACAGGAAGUAUAGCUAAAGACAAAUCAGAGCCCCAGCAAGCAGUUGAUGGGGCUGAACAUAACAUGGAGCAAAAAGAAAAGGACAAAAUUAAAGAAACUUCAGAGAAUGUGAAACAAGAGCAGAGUGAACAGGAGGGGACAGGUGACAGCAGUUUAGACAAAAACCCACAGAAGGAGCUGCCACACACACUUGAGAACGAAGGGGUUGAUAAGCCUAUGUUGGAAGAAGCUGGUGAUUUAGGUGGCAGGGAAGAAGGCCAGGUGGAAGCUGAAGGUAAGAACAGUAAUAGAGGGGCAUUAACUAAGGUAGUUGAGGAAGCCAACUUAAAGGUGGAUAAAAGUGUCUGUGGAGAUGAUACUGUAGCAAAGGUCGAGGAUCCAAUGAAGAGAAAAGACUUUCCGUCCACAGAAGAGAGAGAUACCUAUAAAAGCGGGGACAGUGUUUCAAAGAAAAUAAAGCUGAAUGAUAUGCAUGAUAGCCUGCAAAGGAACAUGAGCAACUGCUGCAUCAGCCCAGAUGGUGUUUCAAAGAAUUGCUCAAUCAGUGAACAGAGGCCUAGAAAAGAGAGUACUGUAAAUAACAUGGAUGGCAUACAGGCAAGUAAUGAGAUUAUUGUAGAAGAGCAGGCCAGGCAGCCGGAAGGUAGUAUGGAACAAAUAGGCAAUGGAUUAUCUCAGGGAGCAGGAGGAGGAAACUUGAAUAAAGAUGGGGCAAGUGGUACAGAAACCAAUGAAAAUGUUUCAGUUCCUGAUGAUAAUAUUGACACUUUGGAAUCAGAAUGAUCGUUUAUGAUCCAUCUGCUGUCAGAUCAAUCACCAAGAUCACUGGGGGAAGGUUUGUAUCAUCUUUCCCACCAAGGCUGGAGUGUUGAGAAGGGGUGGAACAAGGAAUUGGGGAUCAUGUGGUUUGGGCCCCCCUCUCUCAGCAUUCAUUAGUCCAGUCCUUAGGCACAGAGGGACUACUAAAAUAUCUGGGCCCUGGCGCUUUUGAACUUGCUACACUGUGCAUAGUUCUGCCCUGGUGCUUGAAAUUCUCAGAAUGUUCCAUAUUCUGAGUUGAUUUUUUUUUCCAACUUUACCAUUGAGGCGUUGAUUUAUACAAGAAAUGCAGUUUGCAUCCUUAUGAAUUUUUUUCCAGAGCAUUUGUAUAAUAAAUACAAUUCUAUCUGCUGUG
Molecule: messenger RNA, 2472 nt
Organism: Xenopus laevis (African clawed frog)
Lineage: Eukaryota; Metazoa; Chordata; Amphibia; Anura; Pipidae
Gene: ogfr.S
Product: opioid growth factor receptor S homeolog
Exons: 7
Coding region: 246-2081 (611 amino acids)
Source: RefSeq, a predicted model, not a curated record